AAGACAGCUGCUAAGAUGGAGAGACUCCAGGUUGACAUGGAAACACAUUAUGCUGAGGUGGUUAUAGAAGUGGGAAGCAUCACUUUGGGGGAGGAGUAUAGGAAGAACAUGACCGACAGUCAUCUGAAGAGGACACAGAAUUCUAGAAUCAUCCAAGCCAUAUGUGCACUGUUAAAUUCAGGCGGGGGAAUCAUCAAAGCUAAGAUUGAUAACAGAAGCUACAAUUACUGCUGUGAUGGGUUAGGUCAAGAUUUGGAAACGUCCUUCCAAAAGCUUCUACCCUUGGCUUCACAGGAAUUCCUUGACUACAUGCAACAAGACCACAAUCUUUUCAUUUUUGUAAAGCCCUGGAUGAAGGCUGCUGGCCCCCAGUUACGAAUCUGUAGUUUGUCCUCAAAUAUAUUCCAAAGAGAUGUAACUUGCACUGUCAACCUGACUGCCAAUAGGGCAUUAGAACUUCUAAAGGAGAAACAAUCUAAAAUCCAAAGAAGAAGGGAAAAUCUUCCAAUGUGGAAUCCCAAGAAAGUUAUUGUGAGCAAAGUUCAAGAAGAGGAAGACAUAAGGUUGUCUGCCUCAGAAUUUUUUAAAAAGGACCGGCUUUUGUACAAGGAGAAACUCAACUUUACUGAGUCGAUUCACGUUGAAUUAAAAAGGUUCACAACCAAGAAGAUCGUCCCUAGGAUAAAAGAUGUGUUGCCCCGUUAUGUUUCUGCAUUUGCAAAUACCAAAGGAGGAUACUUAAUAAUUGGAGUGGAUAAUAAGACCAAUGAAGUAUUUGGAUGCAAAAGAGACAAGGUGGACCCUCUCAGGCUAGAAAAGGAGAUAGAAAGCUGCAUAAGAAAACUGCCCAUCUUCCACUUUUGCUCUGUGAAACCAAACAUAAAUUUCACAACCAAAAUCAUCGAUGUAUAUGAUAACAAUACCCUAUAUGGUUAUGCCUGUGUGAUCAAAGUAGAGCCCGUCUGCUGUGUUGUCUUUGCAGAAGCCCCAGAUUCCUGGAUCAUGAGAGAGAACUUUGUUGAAAGACUGAAGGCUGAGGAAUGGGUGUCCAGGUUAAUGGAUAUUCACCCAGCUCAUUCCAGUUCAGCUCAGGACGAUGACCAGUCAGUGACUGACCCGCUCAGCAGAUUGGCAUGUUCAGAACAAGCCCGGCUACAUAAGACGACCCUGCAGCAAAGUUUGCUUUCAGUGACCCGACAGGAGAUAGGAUUCAAGCCGGAAUCCCUCUGCAAGGAGCUGUUCUCAGAGCACAAUGGUUUGGAGAAGCUGAUGAAGGAGAAGACCCGUCACUUUUCUCUGGGGAUCCUGAUAUUUUCAAGGAGCUGGGCUAGUGACAUUGGCUUAAGGAAGGAUGAUAGAGUUCUGUGUGAUGCUCUCCUUAUUGCAGUUAACAGUCCCCCAAUACUUUAUACAAUAGUCAGAGGACCCAAUAAGAUGGAUGGGCUUGAAUAUUCCAGACUCACUGCUCUCCAGCUAAAGCAGAAGCUUGCCAAUGUGGGGCAUUACCCUGGAAAAGUGGGCAUCAUUCCCCAGCUGUUGCACCUGCCUGGCCCUCAGAGUGAGAUUAUCCAAGUACAGUACCCCCAAUCCUACAUUCUUGCUACAGAAUAUGAAUUGGAAGACUUGCUGCAAUCACUUGUAGUAGUCCUGCUAUGUUUUAUCUCUCUUUUAAGUGACCAGCUUGGGUGUCAAUUUUUGAACCACCUUGCAUCUGACCAAUCUAAGCAGCUUUCACAAAGUCUCCAGGAAACCAGGGAGUUAUUUAUCCUUUGCUUACCAGGAACCCGGAAAACCGCCAUGGUCAUCAAAAUCUUGGAAGAGAUCAGGAAUGUGUUUCACUGUGAAGCAAAAGAAAUUCUCUACCUUUGUGAAAAUGACCCCCUGAGAGAAUUUGUAAGUCAGCAAAGUACCUGCCAAGCUGAGACUCGGAAAAUGUUCAUGAGAAGAGAGUUCCCAAAGAUUAAACACAUAGUAAUAGAUGAAGCUCAGAAUUUCUGCAGUGAAGAUGGAGAUUGGUACACAAAAGCUAAGAACAUCACUCAUCCAAAGGAUGAGGAGGCUGGAAGGAAGAGCCUUCACCAAGGGAUUCUGUGGCUCUUUAUAGACUCUUUUCAAGCAAGUCAUAUGGGAGUCAGUGGCCUUCCACUUCCAUCAAUGCAAUAUCCAAGAAAAAAACUCACUCGAGGGAUCUAUAAUGCUCUAGAAAUAGCGAUAUUCAUGAAACAAGAAAUGAAGAAGAUCAAAGAAAACCAACUGGGGCACUUGCCUCCUGAGUCAUUGGCAUUGUUUAGGGAAGACGUGUAUGAGGAUGCUAUCCACGCUUACGCUUUACCUGGAGUGUGUAAAGAAGAAAGAAAUCUGACAGAGGCGGAACUAGCAAAUUAUGUGGCAAGAAGAUGUCAGAGUCUCUUCCAAAAUGGCUAUUCUCCUAAAGAUAUUGCUAUUUUGUACAGUAGGAGUGAGGACCGAGAACACUAUGAGCUUAUUCUUCAAACAACAGUGGAAUCAAUCAGGACCCACAGGAUAACAGGGGUUGGAUUCAGCAGGGCAUCUGAUGUCUUGGGUAAUGCUAUCAUUCUAGACAGAAUACAGCAGUUUUCAGGUCUGGAGAGAAAUAUUGUGUUUGGUAUCAUUCCAGUCUGUUCUGGGCCUGAGGUUCCUCAGAAUCUCUUGCUCUGCUUUGCAUCCAAAGCUAUUAGACACCUAUAUCUGCUAUAUGAAAAGAAGGAAGAUCUGUGAAAGAUAUUAUAAAUUAUCCAAACAGCCAGUGUUUUCAGAACUUGGAAUUUAUUCAAACCUUUGCUAAGUUUAUCAAACAGGAGAUUGUUAUAUUCGUUUAUUUCUGCGUUUUGUGUGCCUA
Molecule: messenger RNA, 2860 nt
Organism: Dromiciops gliroides (monito del monte)
Lineage: Eukaryota; Metazoa; Chordata; Mammalia; Microbiotheria; Microbiotheriidae
Product: protein SLFN14-like
Exons: 4
Coding region: 16-2739 (907 amino acids)
Source: RefSeq, a predicted model, not a curated record